Lathyrus oleraceus (garden pea) is the source of this 588-nucleotide messenger RNA. RefSeq lists its product as uncharacterized. The transcript has a single exon. The record is from RefSeq and is a predicted model, not a curated record. NCBI's taxonomy places the organism in Eukaryota, Viridiplantae, Streptophyta, Magnoliopsida, Fabales, Fabaceae. The coding region runs from base 1 to 588 and encodes 195 amino acids.
AUGGCUAUUUCUAAUGGUAGUGAAUUUAGAUUUUGUGAACUUAAAAGAUUAUGGAAAGCUACUAUUCCGUGGAAAGUCAAGUUGUUUGGGUGGAGAUGGAUCUUGGGAGCCUUACCGACGAGAAAAGAACUUUGGCAUAGAGGUGUGAUUUUAGGGGUGGAAGCUUCUCUUUGUCCCUUAUGUGAUUUAGAAGAGGAAUUUGUUGGUCACCUUUUUCUUAAGUGUGGUAAAGUUAAAUAUAUAUGGAAGGAAGUGUUCUCGUGGUUUGGCUUGGAUUUUGAUGUUCUAUUGGGAAGUUCGGAUAUUGAUACUAUUGUUACCGGAGAAGAUGUGCUUUUAUUUCUAUUAAAUUCUUUGGAUGGUAGAGUGAAGUCAUCUUUUUUCGCUUUUAUUUGGCCUUUGGUUUGUUGGAGCAUUUGGAAUGCUAGAAAUAGUUUGGUCUUUGAACACUCUAAUUGGAAUGUGGUUGAGAUUUUAUUGCUUAUUAAAUCAAUUGGGUGGGAUUGGAUUUCUAUUUUGUCUAAGGGGAAUAUAGAUAUUACUAGAGAUUUGUGGUUUGCUAAUCCUGCUAAUUGCAUUGGAUUGUAA